ACCUUCUCCAUCUCCCCUCCCCUGCUGCCCGGAGACAUGAGAAUCUUUUCUUUAAUUGUUGCUGGGCUUGUUCUUCUCAUUCAACUUUACCCAGCCUGGGGCACAUUGUACAGAAGGUUCCUCUGUAAAAAGAUGAAUGGCCAAUGUGAAGCUGAGUGCUUUACCUUCGAGCAAAAGAUUGGGACCUGCCAAGCCAAUUUCCUGUGCUGCAGGAAAAGAAAGGAACACUGAACUCUCAGCACCAGCCGUGAGCAGAAUCUCAGAAGAAACUUCUCGGGACUGUCCCUCACUGGCCUCUUCUCCAGUUUUGGGCUUUGGGAAGUCAGGUCUAUUCAGUGUCUAGUAUAGUGGAAAAUGACCUCCCUGGGUCUGACCUUCUGUGGGGCUGACACUAUGUCCUGUUAACAAAGUCUACACACUCUGUUUCUGUCACAGUCUAAGGAUUGUUCCAUUCUCCCA
This is a messenger RNA of Mus musculus (house mouse), 459 nucleotides long. RefSeq names its product defensin beta 13 (gene Defb13). Bases 37 to 231 code for a protein of 64 amino acids. NCBI's taxonomy places the organism in Eukaryota, Metazoa, Chordata, Mammalia, Rodentia, Muridae. The transcript is spliced from 2 exons. Gene Ontology annotation, cellular component: extracellular region. The record is from RefSeq and is marked validated. Gene Ontology annotation, biological process: defense response; defense response to bacterium.